AUGUCAUCGCUUAAAUACUAUAACGAGGAGGGUGCGGGCCAGACGCAUAGCGACCUUUACCAUUACUCCCAGGCUGUUAUUCUUGGAGAUAUCGUCAAGUGCUCUGGUCAAGGCGGCUGGGAUAACACAGGCAAGCUAGAUGGCAAUGAUGUUAAAGGCCAGAUUGACCUUGCUUUUGAGAACGUGGACCGCGUUCUACAGACUGUCGGUCUUAAAGGAUGGGAGGAUGUCUUUCUGAUUCGUACAUACCACGUGGAUAUGGGUGCAUCUUAUGAUUACCUGGUUGAGAAGCUAAAGAAGCGUAUUCCUGGUCACCGCCCAAUUUGGACGGCUAUUGCCGUUCCUUGUCUUGCAUUUCCUCCAAUGCAGAUCGAGAUUGAGGUUGAGGCCUAUAAGGGAGAAUAG
Molecule: messenger RNA, 405 nt
Organism: Fusarium sp. VM40
Lineage: Eukaryota; Fungi; Ascomycota; Sordariomycetes; Hypocreales; Nectriaceae
Source: the annotation of a GenBank genome assembly